GCAGUGGGCCGGUCCUGGGCGUGGCCACCACAGCCCUGCCUGGCAUCAGGCAGCCCUCGCAGCUCCGGUGCCUACAGCACCCCGUUCUCACCAUGGCAUUCCCGCCCAUCCUCCUGAUGCUGGGGGUCCCCCUGGCACUGGCUGGCACGAGCUGUCUGGGGUACGUGGACGAGCAGGACUCCUGGCACCCGGGGUUCAGCUGCCAGCCCUUCACCUUCUGCUGCGGGACUUGCCACCAUCGGUUCUGCUGCAGGGACCAGAGCCUGCUCAUCCCCGAGUUUCAGCAGAAACGCUGCCUGGGGCUCAGUCCCAAGGUUACGGCAGGCAUUGCCUCAGCUGUGAUGCUCUUUGUGGCCCUGAUGGCCACUGCCGUCUGCUGCUUCUGCACCUGCUGCUACCUGUCCCGCCGGCGCCAGCAGCUGCAGGUCCCCUUUGCAGGCCAGGAGAUUCCAAUGACAGGACACAUAGUGUACCCGUACCCCCAGGACCCCAAGGCUGGCCCUGCACCCCUGCCACCUGGCUUCAUGUGCCCACCUAGUGGUCCUCCCCAGCAUCCUCUCUACCCCCCUGGGAUCCCCAACUACAGCCCUGCAGCCCCUCCCCCGUAUAACCCACCGCAGCCCGCCUACCCGGGAGCCUGAGGAACCGGUGUCUGCUGACCCUCCGAAGGUGCCCUCUCCUGUUUCUGCAUCUCGCCUGGGGGGCAGGGGACCUCCACCCAACAGGCCCCCCGAGCCACACCUUGGGCCAGCAGGGAAGGGGACAGGAGCUGGGCUGAACUGGGCCAUGAAUGAGAGGGGGGCUCCGAAUUUCCACUGGGGGCACAGCGUGGGUCACGGCCCCUGGUGUCUCACAACCUCUGCUCCCGGGACCCUCCCGCCUGCCCCUGUGGGUUGGGUGGGGCUUCAGCAGCAGUGCACCUGGCCCGGGCUCUGGGCGGCUGGAUUAAAACUGUAACUCACAAGGGUAGCAUGGCCUCACCUUCCCUAACGCUGUCUCCCGCUGGGCCCUGCCGGGCCAGCUCCAGUCCCCGGGUGGGGGCAGGGACAGGGCUGGGCACAGCACCACCCACCCCACCCUCAGGCAGAACCACAGGGCUGAG
Messenger RNA from Molossus molossus (Pallas's mastiff bat), 1102 nucleotides. RefSeq names its product shisa family member 4 (gene SHISA4). Lineage: Eukaryota; Metazoa; Chordata; Mammalia; Chiroptera; Molossidae. The transcript has 5 exons. The record is from RefSeq and is a predicted model, not a curated record. The coding region runs from base 93 to 641 and encodes 182 amino acids.